Gossypium raimondii (Peruvian cotton) is the source of this 2074-nucleotide messenger RNA. RefSeq lists its product as uncharacterized. The record is from RefSeq and is a predicted model, not a curated record. The transcript has a single exon. Lineage: Eukaryota; Viridiplantae; Streptophyta; Magnoliopsida; Malvales; Malvaceae. The coding region runs from base 29 to 2056 and encodes 675 amino acids.
UCUCAAUUGAGAGGCAAAUAGAAAAAAGAUGGAGCUUCAACAACAUUUAGGCCAUCCACAUCCACUCGUGUUCCACCCAGAGAUGAACCAUCAAAGUGAGGAGACAAUCUGUUGCUUUGGAUGCAAGCGAAAGGGGAAGGGUCCAAACUUUAGCUGUUCAGAGUGUGGGUUUUUCCUGCACAAGGGAUGUGCUGAAGUUCCUAUAGAGAUUCAACACCACCCCUUUCAUCGAGACCACCCUCUCAUUCUUCGUCAACUAUCAUCCAUUGAAGAACAAGGAGGAGAUUAUUGCAAGGUUUGCCAUUGCUACAUUGGUGAGCAAUUUAGUUAUUGUUGUUCUUCUUGUAAAAUUGCCUUUCACCUCAAAUGUAGUUUGCUUCAACGUGACACUUCCGGGAACUUCAUAGAGAUCCUCCACCGUACCCAUCAACAUCCAUUGCUUCUCAUGGAUAAUCAAAAUUUUCUACUCAAAUAUCGUGAAUGCUUUGGUUGUUCAACCGAAUUGGUGAAUGAUUCAUAUGGUUGUUUCGAUUGUAAUAUUUUUUUCCACAAAAAAUGUGUUGAACUACCCAUUAAAAUUAGUCACCCUUACCACCGCAAACACCAGCUUAUUCUUGAGUCAGACUUUUGCUUUUGCAACCUUUGCCAAGUCAGCCACUCAGGAUUGUUUUAUCGUUGUUCGAUUUGCAAUCUUGACUUUCAUAGUGAAUGUUUGCCACCAUCCGUUAUUAAAGAUAAAAAACAUCAUGAACACCCAUUCACGUUGUUGUUGAGACCAAAUUCAUUCACUUGUGAUGCAUGUGACACCCAGGGUGAUAAUGUUUCCUAUAUUUGUUCUACAUGCAACAUUCAAGUUCAUAAGGAUUGCAUUUCAUUGCCUCGCUUCAUUAGGCUUACCCUGCACCGUCAUCCCCUUUCUCGCAACUUUUUCCUUUCCAUUCAUUUCCAUGAUUCUAGAACUUGGGACUGCAGAAUCUGUUAUAAGAAGAUAAAUAUGGAGCAUGGGAGUUAUUGUUGUUCUCGACCAAAUUGCGAAUUUGUUAUCCACGUCAAGUGCGCCAUUAGUUGGGAGAACAAGUUUUGGUAUGAUAUAACUGAACUUGAGAAUCCAGAUGAAUUCAAGGAACUCGAUGAAUCUGGGAAUUUAAUCUUUCGUGUUCUUCGAGAAACCAAAGUUGGGGACAAUGUUGUAGCUGCAGAGAUAAUACAUUCUAGUCAUGAUCAGCACAGCUUGACAUUCAACGACGAGAUCAACGAUAAUAAGCAUUGUAAUGGGUGUAUGAUGCCUAUCUCCUCUUCAUUUUACUAUUGUUCAUGUUGUGAUUUCUUUCUCCAUAAAGCAUGCGCUGAAUUACCGAGGAGGACUCUGUUAUGGUUCCCGCAAAGUUCCUUCAGACUUCUCACAGAUGGAAUUUUUAAAUGCUGGUUGUGUGACUAUGAUUGUAGUGGUUUCUCCUACAAAACCGCUAACGGCCUUGUCGUCUGCCUUCGAUGUGCAACAACUCCUCACAAUUUUACGUAUCAAGCAAAGGAACCACAUUACCUCUUUUAUGAUGCGGAAAAUGUGAGCAAUUGCAGUGCUUGUGGUAGACGUAGAGACCGAAAAGGUUCCUACAUAUGCAAGGACUGCAACUUUGUUUUGAAUUCAGGGUGUGUUACACUGCCAAAAACAGCUCGGCACAACUUUGACGAACAUCCUUUGAAGCUUGUUUAUGAAGAUAACAAUGAUUAUCCACUCCAUCAUUGGUGUGACAUAUGCGAAAAAAAAAGAGACUCGAAGUUUUGGUUUUAUCAUUGUAAAGUUUGUGACAAUGCUAUGCAUCCCAAAUGCGUUCUCGGAGAAUAUCCAUUUAUCAAAUUAGGUAGUAAAUAUAAAUAUAAGGGUCAUCCGCAUCCUCUCAGUUUCAUCCAAAAAAUUGACUACCACCCUUUAUGUGAGAAGUGUAGAGAGCCUUGUCAAGAUCUAAGUCUCGAGUGUGAAGAGCAUGGUUGCAACUUUGUUGGUCAUUGGAAAUGCUUACGUGUGUUUAGUGAGGUGUAUAGUUACCAUCAUUAGCAGUGACAAUCAUGUUUA